AGUUGCUGUUGGUUCGCCGUCCAAGACACAUCUCAGAAUUUUUGCGGUUUAUCAAUGGUCUAAAAUUAAAGAAAUCGGUUAAAGAUAACUAGUGAUUUUCUAUCCUAAAAAAAAAAGAAUUCGGAUAGCCUAGUACAGCUAGAAAAUCUGCCAGAAGUUGACUGUGAUGAUAUCUCCAUCAAAAUGCUAUUUUCAGUAGCUAACAGUGAGAAUUCGGUGAUAUGGUGACGAUACCCUGCAAUGUGACAGACUUAAUGACAAUAUUUGGGGGUUGAAUAUUUCGUAAAUGAUCCCUAUGUGAAAAGUGCGCUGUAGAAAAUGGUAAUUAAAUGCCAGUCGGUAUUCACUCGUCAUCGGGGUGUCAAUCUGUAAAAGUGGAUCGUUUGAUGAUGACCUAAAUAAACAUAAUUGGACAAAGUUUGCCCGAGCACAGCGACUGUUUAUAAUUGCUAGUGUUCCACCAGGACAAUCCCAAUUGAGCGAAAGCGUGAGGUGAGGUAAAUGCGUGUAGCCAACAUGCCCGCGAUGGACAUGCUGGACUCAGUACCCCUGGCAAAUGAUACCCACAAUGGCACGUGGGUGGCUGACGUCCAAUCGUCGCCAACAAGUGGCUUCACCGCGGACAAUACAACCGAGCCCUAUUCGCUCAAUGCCACACAAACUGACAUCAUCAACAACGAACUCGUUCAAGCCACCUUUUGCCUCCUCUACACCAUCAUCUUCAUCCUAGGCGUCGUUGGUAACCUCUUGGUGUGCUAUGUGGUAUUCAGGAAUAAAGCCAUGCAGACAGUGACAAACUUCUUCAUCACGAAUCUCGCCUUGUCGGAUAUCUUAUUGUGUAUCUUGGCAGUACCUUUUACUCCACUGUACACAUUUCUGAGGCGAUGGGUGUUUGGGGUGGCUCUGUGUCAUCUGGUACCCUUUGCACAGGGCUGUAGUGUCUACAUCUCCACAUUGACCCUAACAGCUGUAGCCAUAGAUCGCUUUUUUGUAAUAAUGUAUCCCUUCCAACCGAGGAUGAAGCUAUGCGUGUGUGUCUGGAUAAUUGUAACCAUUUGGAUGUUUUCAAUUCUGGGAACAUUGCCCUAUGGGCUCUUCAUGAAGAUCAUCACCGUAAAAGAUCAGAAUGCAGAUGUUUCACUUUGUGAGGAAGAUUGGCCAUCUGAACAAUGGCGGAAGGUUUUUGGAGCCUUGACAUCACUUCUUCAAUUUGCAAUCCCUUUGGUGAUUAUCACUUUCUGCUACGUUUGCGUUUCAAUUAAGCUAAACGAUCGUGCUAAAUUGAAGCCUGGUAGUAAGACUUCGAAACGAGAAGAAGCUGACAGAGAUCGAAAGAAACGCACAAAUAGAAUGCUUAUUGCGAUGGUAGCUGUUUUUGCCAUCUCUUGGCUACCGCUCAAUCUCGUCAAUAUCUUCCAUGAUUUUUACUCCAUGGAGGAGGAGUGGCAAUACGCCACGCUGCUCUUCUUCAUUUCUCACUGUGUUGCAAUGUCCUCCACAUGCUACAACCCCUUUUUGUACGCUUGGCUUAAUGAGAACUUCCGCAAGGAAUUCAAGCAGUUAAUGCCGUGUUUCUUCGAUUCUAAUGCCAAUAUCAUGGGCAUAGUUCCAUCGGUCAGUGUAGCCGAGGGCAGAAAUCGUGGCAAGAUGCGAAAUUCUCAGUGUAAUGGCGCCAACAGUGAAGCCAUGCAGGAGAGCCUCUUGCCGCAAAGGACCAACAAUGCAACACGUGAUGCCGGGAAUUGCGUCAAUCUGUCAACUGCAGGAACUGUCGCCUCGUCUACAACCACAACGGCUGCCUCCUCCUCAACAUCAUCGUCGCCACCACCUUAUCCAGCAGUUGUAAAGCACCAUGAUAAGACUUUCCUUCUUCCCAGUGGUGUUUUAGAGACACACUUCGAAGAGAAUCCACUGACAAACAACAAUGGAUAAGCUACACCUUCAAACACUCAUCCGAUUCUGAGAAUUCACAAAGAGGUGCAAUUUUGACACAGCGAAUUUACUGUUUACAAAGCAGCAAAAGAGGGUCAAAAAACAACAAUAUCAGUGUGAGUAAUUUAAACAAUAAGAGGUGUAGUAUUGAACUCUCUCAGCAAAAUUACAAGGAAAUUAUCUUGCUAUGAAUAUAGAUUAAUUUUGUAUAAAAUUGUUAAAAAAAAAUUGUACAGUCUUAUAAAUUUAAAAUGAAUUUGUGGUAAAAGGACACAAAAUUUUUCAGAGCCCCAGAAAAAGUUGGUUUUCUCUAUCAAACUGCUUAUUAUUGUUGCAUGCUGUGUGAGAGAAAAUCAAUUUACAGUGGUGUCUUUUUUGCCACAAAUACCCAGAUUAGUUCUAAAACUCUGUAUUUCUUCAGUGUAGCCUAUUUGAGAAGUGUUAAGCAUUUUAUAAGUUCCUUCCGUUUUGCGAUAAUGCAAUAGAAAUUUAAUUAAUAAAAUCAAUAAAUUAACGAGGGAGAUCAUUUUAAAUAUACAAAUAUAUAUAAAUCUUGAUAAGUGUUUAAAAUGAAAUACAUUGUAAUAUUAGUCAUUUAAAAAUUAUAUCAAAGUUAUAAAUAAUGAGUAGAUUUUAUGUAAUGAAUAUACACGUAUGAGAGUAGAUAUUGAGAAUGUGUGAUAAUAACUUGAUAAACAAUAAAGAAAAACAUUAUUGUUAA
Molecule: messenger RNA, 2653 nt
Organism: Phlebotomus papatasi
Lineage: Eukaryota; Metazoa; Arthropoda; Insecta; Diptera; Psychodidae
Product: prolactin-releasing peptide receptor-like
Exons: 4
Coding region: 502-1932 (476 amino acids)
Biological process (GO): G protein-coupled receptor signaling pathway
Cellular component (GO): plasma membrane; neuron projection
Molecular function (GO): neuropeptide Y receptor activity; neuropeptide binding
Source: RefSeq, a predicted model, not a curated record